GAGAGCCGUGCGGAGAAGAUAGUUUCGAGCGGCCAAUCGCCGCACACGCGUCUGAGAUCCGUUUCGCAUUCUCGAGGAGGAAUCGCGAACCGGUUCCACGGGAAACGCGACGCGUUCAAAAAUAACAAAGUCUACAAAAAUCUGGUCCGAAAGGAACGGGAACCAUGCGUCGUCCAUCGGAAAUCGUGCAAUGGACAUCGUCCCUGAUUCUGCUGUUUGCGGUCCACGCGACUGCGACGAAGCACCCGCAUAUUGUCUUUAUUUUAGCGGACGAUUUGGGAUGGAACGACGUCGGCUUUCACGGUUCCGGUCAGAUACCAACGCCGAAUAUCGACGCGCUGGCGUACUCCGGACUGCUUCUUGACAGAUAUUAUGUCACCCCAAUCUGUACACCGUCCAGAAGCGCUCUGAUGACCGGCAAAUAUCCUAUUCACACUGGAAUGCAGCACGGCGUUCUCAAAGGUGCGGAGCCGAGAGGAUUGCCACUCCACGAGAAACUCUUGCCGGAAUAUCUACGCGAACUUGGAUACAGCACGCACAUCGUCGGCAAAUGGCACCUAGGAUUUUACAAAAAGGAGUACACCCCGACUUACAGGGGAUUCGACACCCACACUGGCUUCUGGACGGGUCAUCACGAUUAUUUCGAUCACACGGCCGUCGAAAACCCUUAUUGGGGCUUGGACAUGAGACGGGGCAUGGAGCCGGCGUGGGACCUGCACGGCCAAUAUUCCACGGACAUUUUCACGAAGGAAGCGACGGGAUUGAUCGACAAGCACAACACUAGUCGACCCAUGUUCCUAUAUCUGGCUCACGCAGCCGUGCAUUCCGGUAACCCUUAUAAUCCGCUUCCGGCGCCGGAUGAGGAGGUCGCCAAGUUCAACAAUAUCUUCGAUUACAAUCGAAGACGUUUCGCAGGUAUGCUGAGUAAACUAGAUCAAUCGGUGGGCCAAGUAGUUGAAGCUCUGCAUAAGAAAGAUAUGUUACGAGAUAGCAUAAUUAUCUUUUCGACGGACAACGGUGGACCUGCCGCUGGAUUUAAUUUGAAUGCGGCGUCUAAUUGGCCACUGAGAGGGGUUAAAAACACUCUUUGGGAAGGCGGCGUCAGAGGUGCAGGAUUAAUAUGGUCACCCAAACUGGUGCGACCUGGCCGAGUAAGCAGGCAGAUGUUACAGAUUACCGAUUGGCUGCCGACGCUUAUAACAGCCGCCGGCGGUGAUCCAUCGAACUUAACUAUCGACGGCAUAGAUUUAUGGAAUGCGCUUAGCGAAGAUACUGAAUCACCGCGCGCGAGCGUUCUUCACAACAUCGAUGACAUUUACGGUACAUCCGCUAUCACAGUCGGUGACUGGAAGCUCAUUCAAGGAUCUACUUAUAACGGACAAUGGGACGGAUGGUACGGUCCAUCCGGUAGGGAAUGGGUCUACGACGUGGACAACGUGAUCGGCAGCACGGCGGCGCACGCCGUCGCCAGUGUGGGAUUGGGUAUUACUACAGAAGCCGUUCGGAUGCUGCGCGAAAACGCGAUGAUCAAGUGCCCGCCGCGGAAUGACAGUCUGCCCGUCUGCAAACCGUUAGAGGAAGCAUGCCUAUUCAACGUCUAUCAGGAUCCUUGCGAGGACAAUAAUCUUGUUAGACAGUUCCCAACGAUCGUCAGGAAACUGCAGGACGAGCUGAAGAAGUUCAGCAGCAGCGCGCUUCUACCUGGAAAUCUCCCGUGGGACAGUAAGGGCGAUCCGAGUCUGUGGGAUCAUACUUGGAAUAAUUUCGGAGAUUAUAUUAAUGUUAGAGUGAACGCUGCAACCUGAUCGGUUAUUAUUGUAAUCUCAAGGAUUUUAUUUUCAUUUUUCUGCAGAGUGAUAUAUAAUCCAUAUAAGGAUUACACCAGAGAAUGUGCUGCUCACGUUAGCUCAUAUUUGUUACAUUACGAAGAAACCUAUACUAUAAAGAUAUUUAGUCUUUGUUUUUUAUCUUCAUUUAUAUGCAUCGCCGAUAAAAAAAAAUGUACGUCAUCGAUAAAGUAUAAAAAUAUCUAGCAACGUUAAAUUAGAGAUGGUAUUUUAUUUAUAAUGCGAUUUAUCGACCCUAUAUUUUAUUGCUCAAUUUUUUAAUAUAAUUUUAGAAAAGAAGCG
This is a messenger RNA of Temnothorax curvispinosus, 2129 nucleotides long. RefSeq names its product arylsulfatase B. The record is from RefSeq and is a predicted model, not a curated record. Bases 165 to 1805 code for a protein of 546 amino acids. Lineage: Eukaryota; Metazoa; Arthropoda; Insecta; Hymenoptera; Formicidae. The transcript has 8 exons.